Molecule: messenger RNA, 3406 nt
Organism: Botrytis cinerea B05.10
Lineage: Eukaryota; Fungi; Ascomycota; Leotiomycetes; Helotiales; Sclerotiniaceae
Gene: Bcltf6
Product: Bcltf6
Exons: 5
Coding region: 739-2883 (714 amino acids)
Biological process (GO): regulation of DNA-templated transcription
Molecular function (GO): DNA-binding transcription factor activity, RNA polymerase II-specific; zinc ion binding
Source: RefSeq, a predicted model, not a curated record
GUGGUGGUGCUUGAAUGCUUGCUUGUAUGCUUGCCUGCUUGCCUGCUUGCCUGCUUGCCUUUCAAUGCUUUUUCCCCUCCGCCCCAGUUUUCCUUGAUCAUCGUCUUUCGAUCCUCGAAACAAUCUACCGGUAGUUACAAUUUACACCCCCAAUACCUGGUGUACCAUCAGUGGCUAUCUUUCAACGACUCCAACGCCUUGAACUUAUUAAACAUCUAAACAUCCUAGACUGACAGAUGUCAAUACGUCUUGUUUCUUUUUCCAUCUAAAUCAUAUAUUUCAAUCCUUUUUCUCCGCUGCUACCGGUAUCUCUAUAUUCCACCAUCAAGUCAGUUUGACUAUCCCUUCUGUUUUACAUGCUUAUUCCUAGCACGCACUUUUAUUCUUCGCCAACUUCGUACUCAAACUUGUGACCGAGGUAUAAUCGGAGGAAUAAAGCUUGUUCUAGCUUGUCUCAUCGGAGCUGUUACCGAGUUGUAACUUCGUGUAUGAGUUUCACAUCUAAAGCACAGCCAUUUGUCAAUAUCGCAUGGGUUUUAGAGCCUCGUCCCAUAUAUUGUUUACUGUAUAUUCACAUCAACUUGUUCAUUUCUUCGAAUUUCCUCUUUUCGAAACUUUGACAGAGAAAUUGGAUGAUCGAUUGUGAACCGGAAGGAAUAAAAGUAUUCAAUUAAACCUAUUGUCAUAUCAAGGGUUCAUCUUGUCAAAGGAUAGACGAAAAAGUCAAGGUAUAUCAAGAUGGUAUACUGUGGCAAGCCUUCACGGGGCUGCCAGAUGUGCAGAACUCGAAGGAUAAAGUGUGAUGAAACCAAACCUACUUGCAACCAGUGUCAGAAAUCAAGACGACAAUGUCCAGGAUACAAGGAUGACUUCGAUCUUGUCUUCCGUAAUGAGACAAAAGCUACAGAAAGACGAGCACGACGAUCAUUAAAGAACAAGAGGGGCAGCAAUAACAAUACCCAGAUCGGACCGGUAAAUAGAAGUGAUGCAAGUCGCAAGUUUUCAAUUAUGUCUAACUCAAGUUCCUCCGAUGCCGAGUUGAUGUAUUCAACGACUGGAAUGGAUCUGGCCAAGAUUGAACCCGACGGCAAUGAUGCUUCAUCCUCAGAUGCCCUAGGAUUACAAGUGGCCUUCGCCAGCCCUAUCGAGCAACAGGCACCAUGUUAUUUCAUGUCAAAUUUCGUCAUUAUACCACAAAGCGGACAAGCACGAGGCUCGUUUGACUGGGUAUUGCCAUUAAUCAAGACGGAAGCUUCUGACUCGGCGUUGUCACUUUCCUUCCAAGCUGUGGCUAUGGCUUCUUUAGCAAACAGACCAAAUGCAAGAGGAAGCAAUUUAAUGCAUUUAGCUAUUGAGAAUUACGCCAAGGCCUUGAAGGUUGUUAAUUUGGCGCUACAAAAUUCAGUACAACAAAAAGCCGAUCAGACGUUAGCUUCGAUUAUAUUACUGGGAUUCUUCGAAACCAUCACUCAAGAGAAAGCGAGUAUCACGGCUUGGGGAUCGCAUAUCGAUGGAGCUGUACAAAUAGUGAAGAUGAGAGGCAAAAAACAGUUAAGGACGAAAGUCGGUGUUGCUUUAUUUCAAACUGUUCGCGGACAAAUGCUUGUCAACUGUCUAUCUUCAUCCAAAACCCCCAUGCUAGGCGCCGACUGGUGGUGCGCUGAUGCUCAGAAAGAUGAAGGGGCUGCCUUUGUGAACAGAUUAAACCUUCAAGUAGCCGAACUGCGUGGUGAUCUGAACAGAAUUCUAAUGUCACAUCCCCGGUCACCGGAGACUACCGAAUUGGUGAAUGAGAUUAUGCAUCGUGCUCUAGAACUAGAGCAAGAGUAUCAAAGAUGGGAAGAAACGCAAACAAAACAAACGGUAGCAUGGGUAGAUAAUAUUCCUGGGGGUGAUAUUACAAAAGCCGAUGUAUGUCCUGGACGAGUUGACCUUUACGCCGAUGUGUUUGUCUGCUCAUCAUGGAAUUUCUCCCGCGUAUCAAGGAUAUUCAUCGCUGCAAUAAUCAUCCGUUGUGCAGCAUGGACAUGCUAUCCCGUCGACUACCGAACCACGCCGGAGUACGCGCAAAUGUCGAGGUUGGGUCAGGAAAUGAUUUCUGAUAUUAUUGCUUCUGUUCCUUUUAUGUUUGGGUGGCAUUUAGAUGCCGAGGGAAGAUUGAAACCGGGAGAUCCGAUGAGUGGCAACGAUGCUACUGGUGUUAAGGCAUUGGGAGGGGUUUAUACAAUCUGGCCGCUGUUAUCAGUUAGCUGUAGUGAUUUUACGACGGAUUCGCAGAGAUUGUGGGUUAAGGGGCGAUUCAAAUUCAUUUCGGAAGUCAUGGGCUUAAAUCAGGCGAAGGUUGUUAGUUGUCUCCAACUCCGUCUUCCAUCCAUGAUCGUCCGUCGCGAUAACAUGGGCUACGCACCACCGAACGCGACAAACUCUGUUAGACCUCCAGGUAAUCCGGCAAUUAUGCCCACGCUCCCCCCUUCCAUUUCGGCACUCAAUUUUCAACAACGAGAAGCUAUGAAGAGGGAAAUGUGGGAAAGGGAACGGAAGGCUGCGAUAGAGAAGGCGAGAGAGGAACAGCAGCAGCAGCAGCAACAACAAAAACAAGAACAAGAACAACAACAUUUGGGGAGAGGCGUGCUGGAGACUAGUAGUGGAAAUGUAGGGGGAGUGGGGUUAAAUGGGAUAGGAGCAAUGAAUGGAAAUGGGUUGAGUAGUAGUGUCAUGCUUCAAUAUCAACAGAGUAAAUAUGGGUUGGGCUUGAAUGGGAAUGGGGCCGGAAAUUCAAAUGCGAUGCAGAAAACAGGAGAUUUGGGUUGGAAAAUUAGUAAUGAGCAGGGAAAGAAAUACGCGUGGUUGGAGGGAUUGGGAUGGUGGGAGACGACGGUUUGAUGGGAGGAUUUGGGUAGAGCGAGGCUUUGAAUAGGGGUGGUUUUUUUUGGAGGUGCUUGGUACUAUGUUUUGUAAUGGAGCUGGGGUGGGAAUGGGAAUGGGAUGGUUUUGGAAUGGGAUGGGAUGGAAGGGUAUGGAGCGUACUGGUUGGUUGAGUUUGGAUUUGAAUUUUGGUCACGGAAAGGAAAGGAAAGGAGAGGCAAGGAGAGGCAAGGAAGGGAAUGGAAAGGAAUGGUCCUCGGGAAAGGCGUAUACUGUUGUUCACUCUUGUACAUCUUGUACAUCUCUGUCUAUAACUCUACAUCUACAAGUCAGCCCGCAAGAAGAAGAAAAAACUCGGGGUGGGAUGGGUGUGUUUUGGUGUUUAUGGUGUUAGCAUAGGGUAGGGAAGGGCUUGGAUUUGUUAUAUAUAUAUAGGUAAAAUGCAUAUACAGUAUCUUAUCUUAUAUUAUAUAGAUACUCGAGAGGAAGGAAGGAAGGGGGUGUUGUGAAUAAAGGAUUAUAAUCAUCGCAAAUAAAAUCA